Messenger RNA from Cooperia oncophora, 1077 nucleotides. NCBI's taxonomy places the organism in Eukaryota, Metazoa, Nematoda, Chromadorea, Rhabditida, Trichostrongylidae. The record is from the annotation of a GenBank genome assembly.
AUGAAAAUGCAGUGCUGGCUCGGGCGUUUGCUCUUGGAAUUGAAGCGAUUGGUACAGGAACUAGUGCCAGAACAAACGCAGAGUAUCGGGAACAACUCCAACAGCUUCAGAUUGACGCUGGCAAUAACGGAAACGAACGCGAGCAGAAGCAUGCCAAAGCCGUGCUACAGUUUGCCGAAGGGAAGCAAUCUGCAGCUGCUCAGACAUGGGAGGACAUCCUCAAGGACCAUCCAACCGACCUUAUUGCAAUCAAAUUCGCUCACGACACCUAUUUCUACCUUGGUGACUCGAAAUAGCCGCGAUUCCAUCAAGGCCGUUAUGUCCGAAACAUCAGGGGAACGCGGAGCAUUGCUACAGCUUUUCCAUGGAUAUGUUUUAGCUUUGGACUGGAGGCGUGGUUUGGAACUGAAUCGCUUCGACUGCUGGUCCACCCAUGCACGUGCACACGUAAUAGAAAUGCAAGGACGAUUCGAUGAAGGUAUUGCAUUUAUGGAGAGCACCGAAGAAGACUGGAAACGAGGAUGGAUGCUGGCCGCGCAUAAUUACUGGCACAACGCUCUGUAUUACCUUGAAAAGGACAUCACUGAAGUCCCACUGGAAAUUUAUGACAGGCAAAUCAUACCACGUGCAAAGAAAAGCGGUGCCAUGUUGGAUAUUGUGGAUGCGGCAUCGAUGCUAUGGCGUCUUGAACUCGAAGCCAUUGUGCUACGAGAAGCUGGCGCUGGAUUCGAAAAACAAGAACAACGCUUGCAUCAGACCCUACUGGAUUUCGCAGAAAACGUAAAAAGUGACGAAUACGAUCAAGCCAGGAUUUGCCGUGAAGUGGGCAUUCCACUCUAUAACGCUAUGGCACACUUCAGUGAUGAGGAAUACGAUGAUUGCGCCAAGGCAAUGCUACCUAUACGUGACAGGAUAUAUACCAUUGGUGGAAGUAAUGCACAGCGUCACACAUACGCCCAUCGGUUUAAGUGUAUCGAGUUUUUCAGCAAAGUCCUAGAUGAAAGAAAUGCCAUAAAGAAAAUGUCGAAGAUCAGUGAACGCCUUGCGUAUCGGUACAGGAAGCUUCACCCAAUGUGA